This is a messenger RNA of Pestalotiopsis fici W106-1, 285 nucleotides long. RefSeq lists its product as uncharacterized. The transcript has a single exon. NCBI's taxonomy places the organism in Eukaryota, Fungi, Ascomycota, Sordariomycetes, Amphisphaeriales, Sporocadaceae. The coding region runs from base 1 to 285 and encodes 94 amino acids. The record is from RefSeq and is a predicted model, not a curated record.
AUGUCGAGCAUUGGAAAGGACAUCAAGACGGGCCUCAAGGGCAUCCACGGCGUCGGCGAGACGAUCCGGGGCACCGUCAACGAAGCCGCCGACCAGGCCCUCGACACCAACACCAAGCACCCGGCAACCCAGGAGAGCCAGCUCAAGAACCACGGCAUCGCCAACAAGGGCAAGGCCGAGGUGGACGGCGCCGACAGUAUGCUCGCCCGGCACGAGGCCAAGCACGGCGGCAAUGCUGCUCAGAUGAGCCAGCCUAUUGAGGGAAACCAUGCUUUCCGCGGAUAA